Molecule: messenger RNA, 933 nt
Organism: Clonostachys rhizophaga
Lineage: Eukaryota; Fungi; Ascomycota; Sordariomycetes; Hypocreales; Bionectriaceae
Source: the annotation of a GenBank genome assembly
AUGAGCAGUUCCUUCUCCGUGCCGCCGCCGCCUCCCGUGCACCUUGUCAGCAAGCCCUCGGAUACGACAGCGACAACGACGACAACAACGACGACGACGACGAGCACCGAUCAAACAAGCCCAACAAAAUCAUCCUCGCCAUCAUCAUCGUGCGCCCAGAUUAGCCCACCCGUGUCCCUCUCGGGUGCGCCUGCCACCGGAUCCCCCUCCGUCUCCAUCUGCUCAGCGUCGUCCAACGACUCCAAGGACAGACCGCCCUCACCAUCGCUGCCCUCCUUCUCACCCCGCAUCGUCUACGGCCCAGACGCAAUCGCCCGCCUGCCCAGCGAGCUUGGCCGGCUGCAUCUCGCGACGCCGCUUAUCGUCUCCAGUCCGUCCUGCAUUAGCCUGGCCCGCCGCAUCCAGGCCCUGAUACCGAACCUCGACUCCCGCAUCCUCGACUCGGCCCUCGUCAACGUGCCCCAAAAGAUUGUUGACGAUGCUGUAGCCCGCAUCACCGAUCGAGACUGUGUCAUUAGCAUCGGAGGAACAUCUGCCAUGGCUCUGGCCAGGACUAUCGGUGGCAGCAAGGAGAUCCCGCACAUCUGCAUCCCCACCACGUACAGCGGCUCCGAGAUGGGCGGCAACUGCUCAAAUGACGCUGCACGCAGGCGUUCCAAGGUCAACAGCCGACGUGGUAGGAGGAGCGACUCUUCUCCUCGUAGGAACAGAAGCGGCAGCACUAGCCAGAGCGACAGCGGGAGCAGCAGGAAGACCGCCGACAUCUACAGCAAGAAUAUGCCGUCCAUCAUCAUCUACGACGAGGAGCUCACCGCCAUGAACACACCGUCUCGCUUCUCUGCACCAACCUGCCGCUCAUUGUCCACCGCUCGGUCCCGUCGUCCGUCGAAUGAUGAUGCGCAGUGGUCUUAUAUUCAACUGCCCGGCGUCUAA